Branchiostoma floridae (Florida lancelet) is the source of this 2499-nucleotide messenger RNA. RefSeq lists its product as uncharacterized. Lineage: Eukaryota; Metazoa; Chordata; Leptocardii; Amphioxiformes; Branchiostomatidae. Bases 1 to 2499 code for a protein of 832 amino acids. The transcript has 4 exons. The record is from RefSeq and is a predicted model, not a curated record.
AUGGCCCAGAGUAAGCCCAGCAGCCCGGACCCGGUCUACACCCCAGGUACGGCUCGGGGCGCGAAACUAGCAGCUCUGCUGGUGGACGAGGGGACCUCGCUAGUCAGGAAGAUAUUUGAAGAUGAAGUGCGGAACAUGAACCCUCCAAGUCUUCGUGAGCAGCUCAAGAAACAUAAAGGAUAUCUUUGUGGAUUACGUCACUUAAAUCCUGGUCAAAGGAAAACACUGUAUCCACCCAGCGGUAAGAUCUCUUCUGUGCUCUACUCUAAUGUUCCAGAUACUGCGCAGGGGUUCGACAUAUCACUCUUAGAACUCCUCUUGAAAGAACUAUGUGCAAAUGCACCGUGCGCAGGCGAUCGGGACCAACUCCGGCGGUUUAGAAACGCCAAUUACGGACACAGACCAAGCACGGACUUGUCUGAACAAGACUUUAACAGACUGUGGAAGGAACUGGCUGGUAUCCUGGUCGCGCUAGGUGGGGACAGAGACAAGAUUUCAAGAAUGCUGAACUCCAGCAUCGACCGACAACUAGCAGCCGAACAUUUUGCACUACUAGAUAGACUUUACAAGGAAGACAUGGAGGUCAAACAGGCCCUGGGCAGUCUGAAGAAAGGUCAAGUCGGUCUGAAGGAAGGACAGGACAGUCUGAAGGAAGGACAAGACGGACCGCCUGACGCGGUUGAUGACGUCAUUGGCUGUCUGAAGGACCUGUACGCUACAGAGUAUGCGCAUGUGCGGCCUCUACCGUGGUGUGAAGACCUCAACCUGCAUCUUGGAGAGGUCUACACCAACCUGCAGAUCCAGCAAAGAAACGAUAGGGGGCGCUUUCAAGACACAGACACUAUCGUAAGCUUAGCAGAUAUCUAUAAGACAAGGAAAGGUGAAGAUAGCCAACUUAACGUUAGUUCAGCUGUCAGAAAGAUACGAGUAGAGGGGGACCCUGGUAUUGGGAAGUCGUGCUCUUGUCAGAAACUUGCCUUUGAUUGGUCCUGUGGGAAACUGGACAGGUUUAAGGUCGUGUUUUUUCUGGAAAUGCGACACUUAGCUGGGAAAGUCAAAAGUGAAAUAUUUGAGCAGCUCCUACCAAAGGACGCAAAAAUGACCCCGGACCAGCUCUGGUCCUACAUCCAAGAGAACCAGGAUGAUGUUCUCUUAAUCCUAGACGGUCUAGAUGAGCUAAGUAGGCCAGCUAGGGAAGUCACAGAUGUGGUGGACUUGAUCCAGGGUAAAAUCCUCAGGAACUGUCAUGUCCUGGUGACCUCCAGGCCGUACCACUGUGUCAAAGACCUGGAAAAAUGUCACCAAUACUACAAAAUUGUAGGUUAUACUGAGGAAAAUUCAGAGGAGUUCAUACACAAAUACUUUUGUGAGUCCCCGGAGUCUGCCUCAAAACUAGUGGAACAGCUUCAAAGAAAUAGCAGUUUGUCAGAAAUAGUAGUCAACCCCCUCAACAAUGUGCUCAUAUGUGUUGUGUGGGAGGAAAACAGUGAAAAACUGCCUUCUAGCAAAGCUGAACUAUACGAAAUGAUUGUUUAUUCGGUUGCUAAUCGUUUCUGUACAAGGAUGGAGCUCCCGAUGGAAGGUGAUAAACUUCCUCCUGACGUAGAAGAGGCCUUACGAGGUCUGGGAAAACUGUCCUGGGAGGGACUAGAGCAGGAACAGCUCCAGUUUAACAUAGAUGAGAUCAAAAAGAAGUAUGGCACAACUGCCGAUAACAUGUUGACCAUGGGCCUCCUGACUAGAGAUUACUCUUUCUCCAGAAUCAAACGCACCUGCUACUGCGCCUUUCUGCACAAAACGUUUCAGGAAUACAUGGCCGCCCGCUACAUCAGUGGCCUGGUCAUGGAUGGAAGUAGCAGAGAAGAGGGGAUGAAAUGUGUUUGUCGCUUGUUUGGUAUGUCAAAUGCUACCGUGGUUAACAGGGAACAAGUUAUAUCUUGCCAUCGUAAGUACAGGGAGGUGCAACGCUUGUUACUUUUGAUCCUAGGUGAGAAUUCACGCCCAGUAUUUGAACGGUUUGCAGAGGAACUAAGCAAAGCCCAAACAGAUGGAGACAGGGAACCUUUGUCAUUUUUGUGUUUUAUGUGGCUUGGGACAAGUUGUGCAGGUGGUAAAAUGGCCGAGAUUGUAGCACCCUGCUUGUCUCAGCACGCAACCAACAACCUGGAGGAUUUCAUAGUUAAUCUUGAUAAUGAAAGGAAUUGCUGUUAUAUUGACAAGGAGCAAUGUCCAUUGGACAAGGAGCUUGGUGUAGAGUUCUCAGAGAUUGACAGGCGGUUGGCCCAUUUGAUCGAGUGUAACAUUCGCCUCAGGUCCAUCAAGUUAGAGAUAGCGAUCCGGGAAAACCGAACUCUGGAGACGCUGGUGGUUGAGGGGAUGCUUUCUCACUCGGAGUGCAGGGCAGAGAUGAUUUCCGAGCUGUUACGUAAUAAGCCUAGCAACUACAAGGAACUCAGUAUCACUUUGUCUGACAGUACCUCUGUUCAUGACCAGGCCUAG